AUGCCCAACCAGAAAAGCAACAAGGGGAAGAGAAAUAAAAGGACUAAUAGUAGUGGAGAUGAACAAGAAAAUGGAGCCAGUGCUGCCGCAACAGGAGGAGCACCAGGGGUAACAACAACAACAUUAUUGGGGGCUACAGCUGCACCGUUCAACGAACAUAGAAGUGGUAAGAGUGAAAUUGUGUCAAAACAUGCGUGACCGAAGUUAUUGCAAUGGAUUUGAUUGUAUUGUUGCCUGUGAGACGACGUAAGCUUUACGUUGCUUCACAUUUUAUUGUUAUCGACUGUAGGCUUCAUAACUCAAUCGUUAUAGUGUAAUUGCCAACGAGCAUUAUGCAUUGAUCAUUUAAUGAUGCGUCGACAUGGAGGUCUAUGCACUGUCAUAUCACGACGCACACAUGUACAGUUUCAGUUGUGGCCUUGUUCAAGGGUAGUGCUGGCACCUCACCGCUUGCCUGCUCAAGUUCAACUUAAUUUGAUACAUUUUCGGUAUUGUCUCGUCUGUGUCUUGAGUCAGAUAAAGCAACAAAAAACAACAUCAUUAGGCUGUGCAUAUAGGCUGCAUAUACAUUAUAGUUGGCAUCAAAGUUAUACUAGGCCUAACUUACUAUCUGAAUGAAACAUCAUUUGUCAUGUAAUAAAUAUUCAGGUAGGCUUUAUAUAAACAAAAUAUUACCAGUUAAUAAAAUGUGAUGGGGUAAGCACAUGGCUGAACAAUGAUGGAAUUCAUUGCACAGAGCCUCAGGUUUAUGUUUGAAUCACCCUGGCAGCCUGAAGUUGGUGACUCAUAUCUUUUUGGAGAGGCAUAGACUGGUCAUGUUCUUCUUAUUUCAUUUUCUUCUUAACUGAACUGAGUUUUGAUGGAGGUAUAGUUAGGCACAGCACAUUACAGUGCAUGCAUGGGAUUGUUUCUGAUACACUGUCUAGAAACCAUGAGGCCUGAGAGAUGACAGUGAAGUACAGGAAAUGAAAGGAGGAAACUCAUCUACCAUACCCGCAUGCAGGCACGCACGCACUCGCGCUUACAACACUACCAGUCAAAAGUUUGGACACCUACUCAUUCAAAAAUGUUUAUUUUUUUAAACAAUUUUUUACAUUGUAGAAUAAUAGUGAAGACAUCAAAACUAUGAAAUAACACAUAUGGAAUCAUGUAGUAACCAAAAAAGUGUUAAACAAAUCAAAAUAUAUUUUAUAUUUGAGAUUCUUCAAAUAGCCACCCUUUGCCUUGAUGACAGCUUUGCACACUCUUGUCAUUCUCUCAACCAGCUUCAUGAGGUAGUCACCUGGAAUGCAUUUCAAUUAACAGGUGUGCCUUCUUAAAAGUUAAUUUGUGGAAUUUCUUUCCUUCUUAAUGUGUUUGAGCCAAUCAGUAGUGUUGUGACAUGGUAGGGAGGGGGGUAUACAGAAGAUAGCACUAUUUGGUAAAAGCCAAGUCCAUGUUAUGGCAAGAACAGCUCAAAUAAGCAAAGAGAAACCACAGUCCAUCAUUACUUUAAGACAUGAAGGUCAGUCAAUACGGAACAUUUCAAGAACUUUGAAAGUUUCUUCAAGGGCAGUUGCAAAAACCAUCAAGCGCUAUGAUGAAACUGGCUCUCAAGAGGACCGCCACUGGAAUGGAAGACCCAAAGUUACCUCUGCUGCAGAGGAUAAGUUCAUUAGAGUUACAAGCCUCAGAAAUUGCAGCCCAAAUAAAUGCUUCACAGAGUUCAAGACACAGACACAUCUCAACAUCAACUGUUCAGAGGGGACUGUGUGAAUCAGGCCUUCAUGGUUGAAUUGCUGCAAAGAAACCACUACUAAAGGACAGCAAUAAGAAGAAGAAACCGGUUUAGGCCAAGAAACAUGAGCAAUGGACAUUAGACCGGUGGAAAUUUGUCCUUUGGUCUGGAGUCCAAAUUUGAGAUUUUUGGUUCCAACCACGUGUCUUUGUGAGACGCGGUGUGGGUGAAAGGAUUAUCUCUGCAUGUGCAGUUCCACUGUAAUGCAUGGAGGAGGAGGUGUUAUGGUGUGAGGGUGCUUUGCUGGUGACACUGUCUGUGAUUUAUUUAGAAUUCAAGGCACACUUAACCAGCAUGGCUACCACAGCAUUCUGCAGCGAUACACCAUCCCAUCUGGUUUGGGCUUAGUGGGACUAUCAUUAGUUUUUCAACAGGACAAUGGCCCAACACACCUCCAGGCUGUGUAAGGGCUAUUUUACCAAGAAGGAGAGUGAUGGAGUGCUGCAUCAGAUGACCUGGCCUCCACAAUCCCCCGACCUCAACCAAAUUGAGAUCAUUUGGGAUGAGUCGGACCGCAGAGUGAAGGAAAAGCAGCCAACAAGUGCUCAGCAUAUGUGGGAACUCCUUCAAGACUGUUGGAAAAGCAUUCCACGUGAAGCUGGUUGAGAGAAUGCCAAGAGUGUGCAACGCUGUCAUCAAGGCAAAAAGUGGCUAUUUGAAGAAUCUCAAAUAGAAAAUAUAUAUAUAUGUGUUAUUUCAUAGUUUUGAUGUCUUCACUAUUAUCCUACACGCACACACACACACACACACACACAGAGACACAGAGACAGACACAAAUCAAAUCAGGGUUACAUCACAAGCAGCAAAAACAGGGCUCCCCAUAGAUACAUUAGGAUUCAAGUCUAGUGCUUCUUUAAUUGCUUUUUUUAAGGUCUCCUUUGAAUCGUUGAAGGUCAUAUUUUCAUAAAAUGGACUACUUACCCACUCACUUGGCUGCACUGAGGGUUUCCCUGUCUGAUGGGUAUUCAGGCACCCUUCUCAGUGAUCCAUGCUCAAUGAUGAUGGCUCUUAUGUUGCAAGAUAAGACAGAUCUCAUUAGUCUUCUUCUUAUUAUUGAAUGUUCACACAAUCCAUUACUGUUUAAAGUUAAGUCCCAGACAGGCUGUGCAUUGAUGUUUCAGUCCUGAAUUGUUCAGUAACGGCAUGGAAUAUUGUCAACAUUGCAGUCCAAGGAGUUAGUCCUUUUAGCAUGAACAAAAAUCUAUUCUGAUUAAUGUCGUUUUGUUGCUCUGUAAUAUGUCCAAAGUGAAUUUUGUGCCGCAAAGCACGUUUGUUUUUAUUUUCAAGUCAUAUUUUGUAUGGAGAUGUUAUAAUAUGUUUAUGAGUGAUAUAGUAACUCUGUUUUGUUGUGUGUGCUGCAGAGGCCCCCUGUGCUACCCCUCUUGUGUGCAGUCUGGCCAGAGACAUUGACCUUGAGAAGGAUGACUAUCAACGUGUGGUGUGUAACAGUGAUAGCUGCCCCUAUGGCAACUGGAUGCACUUGCAGUGCUUCUACGAGUGGGAGAGCAGCAUCCUGGUCCAGUUCAACUGCAUUGGAAGGGCCCGCAGCUGGAACGAGAAGCAGUGCCGGCAGAACAUGUGGACUAAGAAGGGAUAUGACCUGGCCUUCCGCUUCUGCUCUUGCCGCUGUGGCCAGGGCCACCUUAAGAAAGACACGGACUGGUACCAGGUGAAGCGCAUGGCAGAGGUGAAGAAGAAGGUGCCUCUGGAGAAGAGCCUGGGGAAGUUGAGCAGCUCAGCUGCAGCUGGAGGAGGUGCAUGUGGAGGCGGGCUGGAUCCCCCUGAUGAUCCUAAGAGGGGCAAGCUGCCUGGGGGCAGUAAACUGUCUCACAGAGCAUCCAGUCAGGAGCUGCCUCGCCGACAGUCAGUGGAUCGGCAGAACUCUCAGGAGAGGGGUCACGGAGGCCUAUUCUGUGGAAGCAGCCUGGGGCCCCGCUCACCCUGUGACUCCCCGGGUCAGUCCCCUCCGACAGGCUUCUCCUUCUUCUCCCCACCCACCUUCACAGGGCCCCGCAGCUCCCGUCACCUGGGGGAAUUCCUGAAGAAUGCGGUGCACAUGGAGAGCCACCGGAAGCACAUGCUGGCAAGCGGCAUGCUGGGUCGCGGAGGCCACCUGGAUCACACCAUCCUGCCCCUGCCCAGACUCACCACGGGGGACAACCCAGUGCAGUUCUUGCGGAGGCUGGACCUCACAGAGCUGCUGACCCACAUACCCAGACACAAGCUGAACACCUACCAUGUCCGUAUGGAGGAUGACGCCCAGGCGGGCCAGGGAGAGGACCUGAGGAGAUUCAUCCUGUCGGCUCUGAGCGCCAGCCACAGGAACAUGGUCAACUGUGCCCUGUGCCACCGCACCCUGCCUGUCUUUGAGCAGUUCCCUCUGGUGGACGGGACCCUGUUCCUGAGCCCCUCCAGACACGAUGAGAUCGAGUACGAUGUACCGUGCCAUCUGCAAGGUAGGUCUUUGGAACAAUGUCUAUCUCUGAGAAACAGACUUUGAAACACUUAUGCUAUCAAAACCAGCAGACAGCCGUAACCAUUGCACAUGCAUAAUCUGUAUGUUGUGAUUGGCUACAAACUCAAAUAUUGCAAACUGGAAAUUACAUCAUUCUUUUAAAAUAUUUUAUACACUACCGGUCAAAAGUUUUAGAACGCCUACUCAUUCAAGGGUUUUUCUUUAUUUUUACUAUUUUCUACAUUGUAGAAAAAUAGCGAAGACAUCAAAACUAUGAAAUAACACAUAUGGAAUCAUGUAGUAACCAAAAAAGUGUUAAACAAAUCAAAAUAUAUUUUAGAUUUGAGAUUCUUCAAAUAGCCACCCUUUGCCUUGAUGACAGCUUUGCACACUCUUGGCAUUCUCUCAACCAGUUUCAUGAAGUAGUCACCUGGAAUGCAUUUCAAUUAACAGGUGUGCCUUGUCAAAAGUUAAUUUGUGGGUAUACAGACGAUAGCACUAUUUGGUAAAAGACCAAGUCCAUAUUAUGGCAAGAACAGCUCAAAUAAGCAAAGAGAAAUGACAGUCCAUCAUUACUUUAAGACAUGAAGGUCAGUCAAUACGGAACAUUUCAAGAACUUUGAACAUUUCUUCAAGUGCAGUCGCAAAAACUAUCAAGCGCUAUGAUGAAACUGUCUCUCAUGAGGACCGCCACAGGAAUGGAAGACCCAGAGUUACCUCUGCUGCAGAGGAUAAGUUCAUUAGAGUUACCAGCCUCAGAAAUUGCUGCCCAAAUAAAUGCUUCACAGAGUUCAAGUAACAGUCACAUCUCAACAUGAACUGUUCAGAGGAGACUGUGUGAAUCAGGCCUUCAUGGUCGAAUUGCUGCAAAGAAACCACUACUAAAGGACACUAAUAAUAAGAAGAGACUUGCUUGGGCCAAGAAACACAAGCAAUGGACAUUAGGACGGUGGAAAUAUGUAUUUUGGUCUGGUGUCCAAAUUGUAGAUUUUUGGUUCCAACUGCCAUGUCUUUUUGAGACACGGUGUGGGUGAACGGAUGAUCUCCGCAUGUGUAUUUCCCACCGUAAAGCAUGGAGGAGGAGCUGUUAUGGUGUGGGGGUGCUUUGCUGGUGACACUGUCUGUGAUUUAUUUAGAAUUCAAGGCACACUUACCCAGCAUGGCUACCACAGCAUUCUGCAGCAAUACGCCAUCCCAUCUGGUUUUGGCUUAGUGGGACUAUCAUUUGUUUUUCAACAGGACAGUGACCCAACAUACCUCCAGGCUGUGUAAGGGCUAUUUUACCAAAAAGGAGAGUGAUGGAGUGCCUGGUGACCUGGCCUCCACAAUCCCCCGACCUCAACCAAAUUGAGAUGGUUUGGGAUGAGUCGGACCGCAGAGUGAAGGAAAAGCAGCGUAUGUGGGAAGUGCUCAGCAUAUGUGGGAACUCCUUCAAGACUGUUGGAAAAGCAUUCCAGGUGAAGCUGGUUGAGAGAAUGCCAAGAGUGUGCAAAGCUGUCAUCAAGGCAAAGGGUGGCUAUUUGAAGAAUCUCAAAUAUAAAAUAUAUUUUGAUUUUUUUAACACUUUUUUGGUUACUACAUGAUUCCAUAUGGGUUAUUCCAUAGUUUUGAUGUCUUCACUAUUAUUCUACAAUGUAGAAAAUAGUAAAAAUAAAGAAAAACCCUUGAGUAGGUGUUCUAAAACUUUGGACCGGUAGUGUAUUUUCCAACAAACAAUCUCAAUUGACCUGUAAUUUAAAAUGUUUGAAUGAUUGUCUUGAACCCGAGUUUAAGAGAAAGAUCACUUUAUUGGUCAAUUGCACACAUGUUCCAUCUGAAAUUUGACUUUCACUUUGAACGCAACCCUCCAGAAAGACACGUAUGCAUACAGUCGUGGUCAAAGGUUUUGAGAAUGACACAAGUAUUGGUCUUCGCAAAGUUCGCUGCUUCAGUGUUAUGAGAUAUUUUUGUCAGAUGUUACUAUGGUAUACUGAAGUAUAAUUACAAGCAUUCCAUAAGUGUCAAAGGCUUUUAUUGACAAUAACAUUACGUUUAUGCAAAGGGUCAAUAUUUGCAGUGUUGACCCUUCUUUUUCAAGACCUCUGCAAUCCACCCUGGCAUGCUGUCAAUUAACUUCUGGGCCACAUCCUGACAGAUGGCAGCCCAUUCUUGCAUAAUCAAUGCUUGGAGUUUGUCAGAAUUUGUGGGUUUUUGUUUGUCCACCCGCCUCUUGAGGAUCGACCACAAGUUCUCAAUGGGAUUAAGGUCUGGGGAGUUUCCUGGCCAUGGACCCAAAAUGUUGAUGUUUUGUUCCCCGAGCCACUUAGUCACUUUUGCCUUAUGGCAAGGUGCUCCAUCAUGCUGGAAAAGGCAUUGGUCGUCACCAAACUGUUCUUGGAUGGUUGGGAGAAGUUGCUCUCGGAGGAUGUGUUGGUACCAUUCUUUAUUCAUGGCUGUGUUCUUAGGCAAAAUUGUGAGUGAGCCCACUCCCUUGGCUGAGAAGCAACCCCACACAUGAAAGGUCUCAGGAUGCUUUACUGUUGGGAUGACACAGGACUGAUGGUAGCGCUCACCUUGUCUUCUCCGGACAAGGUGUUUUCCGGAUGCCCCAAACAAUCGGAAAGGGGAUUCAUCAGAGAAAAUGACUUUACCCUAGUCAACAGGCAGGUGUGAGUCCAAUCCCUGUACCUUUUGCAGAAUAUCAGUUUGUCCCUGAUGUUUUUCCUGGAGAGAAGUGGCUUCUUUGAUGCCCUUCUUGACACCAGGCCAUCCUCCAAAAGUCUUUGCCUCAAUGUGCGUGCAGGUGCACUCACACCUGCCUGCUGCCAUUCCUGAGCAAGCUCUGCACUGGUGGUGCCCCGAUCCCGCAGCUGAAUCAACUUUAGGAGACGGUCCUGGCGCUUGCUGGACUUUCUUGGGCGUCCUGACGCCUUCUUCACAACAAUUGAACCUCGCUCCUUGAAGUUCUUGAUGAUCCGAUAAAUGGUUGAUUUAGGUGCAAUCUUACUAGCAGCAAUAUCCUUGCCUGUGAAGCCCGUUUUGUGCAAAGCAAUGAUGAUGGCACGUGUUUCCUUGCAGGUAACCAUGGUUAACAGAGAAAGAACAAUGUUUUCAAGCACCACCCUCCUUUUAAAGCUUCCAGUCUGUUAUUCUAACUCAAUCAGCAUGACAGAGUGAUCUCCAGCCUUGUCCUCGUCAACACUCUCACCUGUGUUAACGAGAGAUUCACUGACAAGAUGGCAGCUGGUCCUUUUGUGGCAAGGCUGAAAUCCAGUGGAAAUGUUUUUUGGGGAUUAAGUUCAUUUUCAUGGCACAGAGGGACUUUGCAAUUCAUCUGAUCACUCUUCAUGACAUUCUGAAGUAUAUGCAAAUUGCCAUCAUAUAAACUGAGGCAGCAGACUUUGUGAAAAUUAGUAUUUGUGUCAUUCUCAAAACUUUUGACCACGACUGUACAUAAAGGUUUUGGAGAGGUGCUGCCGCACUGGGCCCCCAAGAGCUGUUGUUGUUAAGUGCCUUGCUCAAGGGCACAACGGCAGGCAAUGUCAUCUAGGAUUUGACAGAUUUUCCCCGUCGGACCCGGGAUUUGAACUGACAACCCACCGGUUGACACCCAUAUGCUGGUUCCUGCUGUGGUAGAAGAAAUGUGUACAGUGAAAAGUUCAGGUUUACUGUUGACAGCUGAUCAGGCCCCAAGCAAAUGAUUUGGACCACAGCUGUUUCCAGAUAUGCAUAUUUUAGUGUAGUUUCAGAAUAACUUGUUUGGUUGUGAAUUUUCAUAAUUGUUAUUCUGGUCUGCAAGGGUGUUAUCCCUUGCAUAUAUUUGAGAUAAGAACACACCAUAAUAAACCUGGCACAAUAGAAUUCAUUACUUUCAUUGAGAACUAAACAAAAUUAUUAUGGCACAUGAAUGUGAUCAAGCAUGUCAUACAUAUCAAUCAAGUCAAUCUAUACUGUUUUCCACAAACAGCUUUUUAGUAGCUAUUCACCACAUGGAUAAUAAUUAAAUCAGUGGAUGAAUGCUGUUGCUUUGAUCUUCAGGCUUUGUAAUGCAUGAUUAUUUUUCACGCUUUAGGGAUUAUUUGUGGAAUCUAUUAAACAACCCUAUUGUCUCUCUUGUAAAGGGAGGCUGAUGCAUCUGUAUGCAAUCUGUGUCGACUGUCUGGAGGGAGUCCACAAAAUUGUCUGUAUCAAGUGCAAGUCCAGGUGGGAUGGGAGCUGGCACCAGUUGGGGACGAUGUACACCUAUGAUAUACUGGCCGCCACACCAUGUUGUCAGGUGAGUAGGCUAUUAGUAUUUAUCAAUAUAUCUUUUUUUCUCAUGAGGAGUUUGAAAGUCAUAUUUGAGUUAGCCUCCAGAUGGUCCAGGGGUGUCAUUUAAAUAUGGCAGGCUGCCAUACAGUAACUUCAUGGGGCAAAGUCAGUUAAAAAAUCAGGUUUUGUGUUGUGGCUAGAUCUCUUCUUAUCAAAUCGUCUCAUUGACAUUAUGCAUGGCAAAGUCAACAACUGCAGAUCCUUAGCCAUUUCCUCUAUUUGUACCCUUAGGCCCGUCUGAACUGCAAGCACUGUGGCAAGCCAGUCAUAGAUGUCAGGGUGGGGAUGCAGUACUUCUCAGAGUACAGCAAUGUGCAGCAGUGCCCCCACUGUGGGAACCUCGACUACCACUUUGUCAAGCCAUUCUCCUCCUUCAAAGUAUUGGAAGCUUAUUGA
Molecule: messenger RNA, 8918 nt
Organism: Coregonus sp. 'balchen'
Lineage: Eukaryota; Metazoa; Chordata; Actinopteri; Salmoniformes; Salmonidae
Source: the annotation of a GenBank genome assembly